Molecule: messenger RNA, 903 nt
Organism: Sporisorium graminicola
Lineage: Eukaryota; Fungi; Basidiomycota; Ustilaginomycetes; Ustilaginales; Ustilaginaceae
Exons: 1
Coding region: 1-903 (300 amino acids)
Biological process (GO): intrinsic apoptotic signaling pathway
Cellular component (GO): mitochondrion
Source: RefSeq, a predicted model, not a curated record
AUGCUCGUGCCUACGCUUUCUGCCGCACCGAAGUCGGUGGCAUCGCCCGCCAGCUUGGCACACACAUCAACCUUGGUGAUGAAGGCAGCCACAGCUUUGGAAGUGCGACGUUUCUUCGCCACCACAUCCUCAUCUCGUGCAUCUCCCUCUUCUACCUCACCGGCCUCCUCGUCAUCGAGAUCAGCACGACGAUCAGCCCGCUUCACAGCUCGGCCGGGAGCAGACAUGGUGGGGCCUCCUGAUCCGAUCAGCAACCUUCGACCCAUCCGAUACGGUUCCGCGUUCGAAGAAGCCGCUUCCUCUUGCUCCCCGUCUUCCACAUCAUCCCAAGUAUCUUCGUCCGCUCACUCACAGUCGGCAGCACUGAGCAUGUCCCAUCCGUACUCGUUGCACGAAUUCACCACCUCAGGCGAUUCGAGCUUCGGCGGCUGGUCCCACAACACCACCCACGCGCGCCGAAACCGAGGUGACUCUUCGCCUUCUCUCUAUUUCGAACGCCUACUCGCCAAACUGGAAGAAGCCGAGCUAGCACACAAGCUGCGCAUGGCGAGAGCGGACAACUUCAACCAACGCUUCUGGCAGGACAACAACGCCCGCUUCAUCCAGGCUCUCUCCGAGUUCAGGUCGAGGACGGGCUCGAGCAAGGCUGUAGCCACUCUCAAGGCGGGCGAAGCCCAGGCACAGGCGCAGGAGAGUGAGCAGGACCUCGACCUGGACUCCGACUCGUUGGCAACGUUUUACUCUGCCUGGCUCAAGGCAAACGCGCCGCGGCAUAGAGCCUACAAUCGACAGCUUUGGGCCCAGACGUUCGGCGACCUGGCUCCCGCCGCGAGGUACCAAGGCUUGAGGGCGUGGGCGAAGCUGGUCGGAUCCGUGGAGCGCAGGUUGGGUCGUGUGGGUUGA